AUGCCACCAAAGAAGAAGGUUGAAGACGAGAGACCAGCUCUCAUUGGAAGACUUGGAACCAACUUGAAGGUCGGUAUUUUGGGAUUACCAAAUGUCGGUAAGAGUACAUUCUUCAAUGUGCUAACGAAGUCUGCUGCUCAAGCUGAAAACUUCCCUUUCUGCACAAUCGAUCCUAACGAGAGUAGAGUUGCCGUAUCUGAUACUCGUUACGAUUGGCUUGUUGAACACUAUGGACCAGCUAGCAAAGUUCCAGCUUUCUUGAAUGUUACUGAUAUUGCUGGACUUGUCAAGGGAGCCUCUGAGGGUCAGGGACUCGGAAACGCUUUCUUGUCUCAUGUCUCAGCUUGUGAUGCUCUCUUCCAUCUUUGUCGUGCUUUCGAUGACGAUGAUGUUACUCACGUCGAAGGAGAAGUUAACCCUACUCGUGAUUUGGAUAUCAUCAUGGAAGAACUCUUCGCGAAAGAUAUUCAGUUCAUCGAUGGACCCUUAAAGAAAGUCGAAACUCUGGUCACUCGUGCCAACGACAAAACAAAAAAGGUUGAGUACGAAUGCCUUUUGAGGGUGCAAAAGCUAUUGGAAGAGAGAAAGUUCAUUCGUCAUGAGAGUUGGAACGAGAAGGAAAUUGAGGUUUUGAACAAGCAUCUUUUCUUGACUGCCAAGCCUAUCGUCUAUCUUGUCAACUUAUCUGAGAAGGACUACAUCAGAAAGAAAAACAAGUGGCUUGCUAAGAUUAAGGCAUGGAUUGAUGAGAAAGAUGCCGGAGCUGUGCUCAUUCCAUUCUCUGGAGUAUUCGAGCAUAAACUUAUUGAAAUGCCCGACGAUGAACGAGACAAAUUCCUUAAGGAGCAAGAAGCUACGUCUGCCUUAGAUAAGAUUGUUCAUACUGGAUACAAAGCCCUCCAACUGGAAUAUUUCUUCACCGCUGGAAAGGAUGAAGUUAAAGCCUGGACUAUCCAGAAAGGUACUAAUGCACCAAAAGCUGCCGGAAGAAUCCACACAGAUUUCGAGAAGGGAUUCAUUAUGGCAGAAGUUAUGAAGGUCGCUGACUUAAUAGAGCUUGGAGAUGAAAAUAAGGUCAAAUCUGCCGGAAAGUAUCGCCAACAAGGAAAGACCUAUAUUGUUGAGGAUGGUGAUAUCAUCUUCUUCAAGUUUAACGCUGGUGCUGGAUUGACUGCUGGAAAGAAGAAGUAG
Molecule: messenger RNA, 1191 nt
Organism: Auanema sp. JU1783
Lineage: Eukaryota; Metazoa; Nematoda; Chromadorea; Rhabditida; Rhabditidae
Source: the annotation of a GenBank genome assembly